AUGGGAAUCGAUUUUGGUGUUUGUAUUCAGAAUAUGAAAAAAAAACUUAUUUUGAAUGACCAACUACAUGGAUUUGACAAAGAACAAAAUGAACUCAUACAGAUUAUUAAAAAAACUACUGAUUUCGGAGAGAGUGACUCAAUGAUUAUACUUGGGCCUCGUGGAUGUGGAAAAUCAAUAUUAUUGGAAUCAGUUAUAAAAUCUCUUUCACCUGAAUCUCAUACACUUGUAUUAUUAAACGGUCUCAUUCAUACUGAUGAUAAUUUAGCACUUAAAAGUAUUAUACAACAACUCCAAAUGGAAAAUUUAGAUGGAACUUUUGCAGAAGGGUCGUAUGCUGAUAAUAUAAGUUUUUUAUUGGAGAGCUUUCGUGCGGGAAACAAAACAGCUUCAAAAUCAAUUAUUAUGGUAUUAGAUAGAUUUGAUAUGUUUUGUUCUCAUACUAAUCAAACAUUGUUGUAUAAUUUGUUUGAUUCUGUUCAAUCUCAACAAAGCCCAUUGUGUAUUAUUGGCUUAACAUCGCGUAUUGAUGUUAUUGAAUUACUUGAAAAACGAGUCAAAUCUAGGUUUUCUCAUAAUAUAAUGAUGUUGAAUCCUCCAUCAGAAAUUAGUCAAUUAUUAGAAAGAUUUAAACAUUCACUUAUAAUAAACAAACAUUGUAAAGUAAAGGCUGAUGUUUUGAAAAACUGGAACAAUAAUAUUGAAUUAUUAAUAUCAGAUGUAAGAAUACAAAAUUUGAUGAAGGAUCUAUUGAAAUCAAGCAAUAAUAGUACAAAAUUAAAUCUUCUCAUUUUUCAUGCACUUUCAAAUAUGUCAAAUGACUUAAUACUAACCGUUGAAAAUUUAACAAAUAAUUACACUACAUUGUUUAAAAAAGAUAUGAUUCUUGUACAUUUGUUAGGGCUAUCAGUUCUUGAACUUUGUUUAAUGAUUUCAAUUUGCCAUCACUCAGAAAUCUAUGAUCAAGAACCAUUUAAUUUUGAAAUGAUUUAUGAUCGUUAUUGUAAAUUUGCAUUACGAAAUUCAACAUUACUUGUAACAAAAAGACAAGUUAUCAUAAAAGCUUUUGAAAGAAUAUCAGUAAUGCAAUUGAUACUACCUGUAGCAGUUAUAGAGAAUAAAAAUGUAUUAAGAGAAUAUCGGCUAUACAAGUGUUCAAUCAAUCUGGACAAAGUGAAGACAGCUUCUAAUUUAUAUUUCAGACUACCUCCAGUCAUAUUACAAUGGAUAGAUAGUAAUAUAAUUUAA
Molecule: messenger RNA, 1248 nt
Organism: Macrosiphum euphorbiae (potato aphid)
Lineage: Eukaryota; Metazoa; Arthropoda; Insecta; Hemiptera; Aphididae
Source: the annotation of a GenBank genome assembly